AUGUGGGUGACAUUGGAGCUCGAGAAAGCACUAGAGAAAGGCUACAAACUGGUGAGAAUCAAUGAAGUUUGGCACUUCCCCGAGCACACGGAUGGACUGUUUAAGGACUAUAUUGAUACAUUCCUCAAAAUCAAGCAAGAGGUAAGGUUUCAUCACAUGUGUGAUACUGUCACACAUCAUUAGUUUCUUAUUAUUCCUUUCUCUUUUGCAGGCGAGUGGCUUUCCUCUGGAAUGUGACACCGAUGAGAAGAAGGGGCAGUAUAUUGCUGACUAUGCCGCAAAAGAAGGUAUUCAGCUGGAACCAAGACAGCAUAGACGGAUUUUGUGGGGGGGGGUAGUUCUACCCCCCAAUAUUAACUAUAACCCCCUCAAAACAAAAUGUCCACCCCUCCAAAAAAAUUUUAAACCCCCCCCCCCAAUAUUCGGCAUAAUAAAAAAUAAUUAAAUAGUCCACUCGAAUGUGCAGAGUGUUGAUGAUACAAAAUAAACAUAGGAGUAGACGUGAACAGAAAAAGACAGUGCAGCACUAUGCCCCAAAUAUUAUUUGUGCCCCAAAUAUUAUUAUGCCCCAAAUAUUAUUUACAUCUGAGUUGCAUCAUAAAUUGUACUCGGAUUCAAACAACACAAUGUCAAUGACUUUAUAAAAGUAAAAGCAUAUUGUGUAUUGGCCUAUUGGAUUUACACUUUUACAGGUUCAUUUAACUUUAACUCUCUCAAGUCUCAACAGACAAUCGGACAUGCCAAAUCCAUUGAUAUGACAACUUCAAAAAACGUUUUUUCGAAGCUAGAAAUCAUGAUUUGUUUCAAUUUUUUUCAGGGAUACUUUGUUUUCUGCUGUCUAGGCUCCACCUCGCAGCUCUAGUGCUCCACCCCUAGAAUAUAGACCUUACUGGGGUUUGGUGACACUUCAUGUUGCUUCAGUCACCUGCUCAUGGCUCACCCCCUAAAAUUUCUGGCACCACCCCAGUAAAAAAUAUGAAAAUCCGUCUAUGCAAGACAGAUUGUCAAGAAUCCUGGUCUGAGGGCGUUGGCCAAGCUCAUGUUGAACUCUUUUUGGGGUAGGUGUAAUGGCAGAUUGUCCACUAACAUUACUUGUUUUUCUUCGGGAAAUACAAUAAACGAGUGUAUGUUAAAACCUAUCAUUUCUUGUAGGAAAGUUUGCACAAUGGCCCAACAUGACCAAGGUCAAAAUCAUAUCGGAUCCAGCCAAAUACUUUGACCUCCUAUCCAGCGACCAGAUUAACGUCACCGUCGUGAACUUCAUCGACGACGAGCUCAUCGAAGUCCACUUUGAAAACAUCGAUGAAUUCAUGGAAGCCGAUGGAAAGACAAAUGUGGUCAUCGUCGCGUUCACCACAGCCCAUGCCCGCCUCAAGCUGUAUGGUGUCCUGGAGCAAUUAAAUCGCAGAGUCUUGUAUUUUGACACAGAUUCUGUAAUCUAUGUUUCAAAGGAAGGCGAAUGGGAGCCACCGACGGGAUCCUAUCUUGGUGAACUAACAGAUGAAUUGGAUGGAGCUCACAUUACCACCUUUGUGUCUGGAGGUCCUAAAAACUACGCCUACGAGAUGAGCACAGACGAAACAGUGUACAAAGUUAGAGGGAUCACCUUAAACUACAGAACUGCACAAAAGGUUAAUUUUAAUUUAAUGUGUGAUAUGGUUUGUUUAGAAGCAUUGUCUGAUCUCACAGAUAGGAUAA
Paramuricea clavata is the source of this 1698-nucleotide messenger RNA. NCBI's taxonomy places the organism in Eukaryota, Metazoa, Cnidaria, Anthozoa, Malacalcyonacea, Plexauridae. The record is from the annotation of a GenBank genome assembly.